AUGGCAACGACUACGGCGCUCGUGCUCAGCGAAAUCAACGCCCCGUUCAGUUUCGAGACGGUGCGGCUGGACGCACUGCGCCCGGACGAGGCACUCGUCGAAAUACACGCCAGCGGCAUCUGUCAUACCGACCUGUCAUGCGCCGACGGGACUCUGCCUGCGUUUGCGCCCGCCGUCCUCGGCCACGAAGUAACAGACCUCGCAGGCGCCGGCAUCGUCAAAGAGAUUGGCUCGCAGGUCCGACACGUCGCCGUGGGUGACAAGGUCCUGCUCUCCUUCUGCCACUGCCAAGAGUGUGCGCAGUGCGAGGACGGCCACCCGGCGCAUUGCUACUCGUUCAAGUCGCUCAACUUUGGCGGCACGCGGCCCGACGGAUCGAGCGCCAUGCGCAGGCAAGACGACAAGGGCGGGCAGGCUCUGUACAGCAGGUUCUUCGGGCAGAGCUCCUUCUCGAGGCACACCGUCGCGUCCGUGUCCAGCCUGGUCAAGGUCCCGGACACAACGGACCUGGCCCUGUUUGCGCCGCUCGGGUGCGGGCUGCAGACGGGCGCCGGCGCCGUCCUGAACACGCUCGACGUCCAGCCCGGCAGCAGCGUGGCUGUCUUUGGCGCCGGGUCCGUGGGCAUGAGCGCCAUCAUGGCCGCCAAGAUGCGCAGGGCCAAGAUUAUCAUCGCCGUUGAUCUCCAGCCGUCGCGGCUCGAGCUGGCGUCUCGACUGGGCGCCACGCACACCCUGCUCGGAAGCGACCCCGACAUCGUCGCCAAGAUUGGGGAACUGGCCCCUCCCAACGGGGUCAACUACGCCGUGGACUGCACGGGGGUGCCGGCCGUCAUCGAGACCAUGAUUCAGGCUCUCGGAAGCCGUGGGCACGCGGCGUCUGUGGGAGCGCCGACGGUGAGUCUUGCCACUGUUGUCGGCUGA
Messenger RNA from Metarhizium brunneum ARSEF 3297, 921 nucleotides. Lineage: Eukaryota; Fungi; Ascomycota; Sordariomycetes; Hypocreales; Clavicipitaceae. The record is from RefSeq and is a predicted model, not a curated record.